AUUUUUAAAUACAAAACCGUUUAAAAGACAUCUAUAACCUUAAUGAAACCAGAUAAUUACAUAACCCGACAACAGAAACCCGACCCACCCAAACCCAUAUGGGUACAACCCGGUUCUUAAAUCUAAACGCUGCGUUUUAGACUCAUUUUCUCAUUUCUCAGGUUUCGUGUCUCUCUCUCUUCUGUUAUCGGCUUGCGACAGAUUCGAUUUGGGAAACACUUCACUCAAAAUCAAAAGUUAGGGUUCCAUCGAAAAGUUGUCAGAUUCGAUUUCACCCGUGAUUAAAUCCUCUUUCACCUGUGAGAAGGGCUUUGAUUUCUCUGGAAAGCAUUCGAAACUUUUCUAUUGAGAAGGGUCAAUUUGGCCGGGUCUUGUUAUCUCCGCUACCAAAAUAUUUGGUGAUGAGAACCACCGAUCUCUAUCGACUUUUCUGCAGCAAGUCAAAACUAUGGAGGUCCCAAAACUAUUUAGCACCGGUUAAAUGAUUUAUGGCUCUUGAUUAUGUAUAUGUCAAGAGAUCAAUGCCUCCAAGUGUUUUGUUAUUUCGUUGAUUGAGAACUGCCAGAAUCAAGAUGACAUUGAUAGGUUUUUUGAUGUUCUUCGGAACUUCUGUAGAUUUGUGGAUAACAGUGGUGGUGGAUCGGUGGUGGUGGAAGACUGGAAUGAGCGGUGGUAGAGGAGAGAGUGGUGGCAGAGGAAGAGAUGGUGGUGCCGUGGUUGUUUUGGUGGUGAUGCAAGGAGCGGUGGCAGAGGAAGAGACGGUUGUGGCCGUGGAUUCAGACUUAGUUUCACUCCCUAAGUGUUUGGACGAGAAUGAAGACGACGGUGGAUUGGCCAGUGUUCUGAAAGUAGUCAAGGAAGCUCGCUGUGGAUUUUUAAAAGGUGUAUAUGUGUGAGAAGAGGACAACUGGAACCAGAUGCUUCACGACGAUGGAAGAUAUAUGAUGCAACACGAAUAGAAGAGCUUAUGAAGAAAAUAAAACUAUUCAAACUCCAACCGCUUGAGAAGAUUGAAGAGGCUUCUUUAAUGUUGUCAUUGUUGUGUGUAUGUCUUUUUGCAUCAAUAAUCCAGUUCAUUGUUAACUAUGUUUGUGGAGUUCAAUAUCUGAGAGUGUUAAGCUUUUAACUGAAAAAAAUGUAUAGAGAUAGUUCCUUCGUCCUACCUUCUCUCUUGAAUCUGCAGUUUAUCAUAUGUUUUUACUCUAACUCUAUGCACUUGUACUUUUUUAAAUUUUCUCAGUUUAUCAUAAUACAUUUCGUAUUC
Brassica napus (rape) is the source of this 1264-nucleotide messenger RNA. RefSeq lists its product as uncharacterized. Bases 573 to 896 code for a protein of 107 amino acids. The transcript has 4 exons. Lineage: Eukaryota; Viridiplantae; Streptophyta; Magnoliopsida; Brassicales; Brassicaceae. The record is from RefSeq and is a predicted model, not a curated record.